AUGGCAAAGCUAGGAUCGAAAACUAUCGAAGCAUUCGAAACUAUUAAACGCAUUCAAAACAUUUGUGAUGUUCAUAUUAAGUUAGCAGAUGGCACCACCUUUGGAGCACACUACACUGUUUUGAUGCUAGGGAGUGAAUGGUUUAGGACUCGGCUUAAUCAGAAUUGGGACCAUAGUGGUUCCAAUAGUCCUAUAAUGUGUACUGAUUUUGCACCAAUGCAAACAAGAUCGAUAAUCGAAUUUUCAUAUAGAAAUGAUAUAGAAUUGUCUAUUGAAAAUGUACAGGAAGUUUUGCAAGCUUCAGAUUUUUACAUAAUAACAGAUGAGACAUUAUUUUCAAAUGUUGAGACAUUUUGCUCCUUACAUGUUGGUGUUAUUUCAAUGAUGAUAACAAGGGAUACCUUUUGUAUUCACGAGGAGAAGCUUUUUGAUAUUCUAUCAAAUUGGCUGACCUCAGAGAACAGGGAUGUUCGAGCCACUUGGUACAUUUUAGUACCUUAUAUUAGAUUCGGUAGGAUGUCUGCAGAGUUUUUGAUUGAAAAAGUUGUAUACAAAGAUGUAAUCGAUAAUGAUUACGCGAUGAAAAUUAUGUCUUAUUUGACUUCUUUGCAAGUUCAAAGAAAUACAUUUCCAGAUCAUGCUCGUUCUCCUCAGAAAUGCAUUUCUUUGAAGGAUGUAGAGUUAGUGAGGUUUUUUGAACAAAGUCCAGAUACCUGGACAUGCGACUCCUUAAACGGCGAUCGUAUUUCUUUUUUCUGUCAAUGUAGACAUUGA
Ostrea edulis (European flat oyster) is the source of this 774-nucleotide messenger RNA. RefSeq lists its product as uncharacterized. Lineage: Eukaryota; Metazoa; Mollusca; Bivalvia; Ostreida; Ostreidae. Bases 1 to 774 code for a protein of 257 amino acids. The record is from RefSeq and is a predicted model, not a curated record. The transcript has 2 exons. Gene Ontology annotation, molecular function: protein binding.